Belonocnema kinseyi is the source of this 3169-nucleotide messenger RNA. RefSeq lists its product as uncharacterized. The record is from RefSeq and is a predicted model, not a curated record. The transcript is spliced from 6 exons. Lineage: Eukaryota; Metazoa; Arthropoda; Insecta; Hymenoptera; Cynipidae. Bases 663 to 2843 code for a protein of 726 amino acids. Gene Ontology annotation, biological process: establishment of epithelial cell polarity.
GAAAUUGAGAGACAAAAAAAACUGUUUGUACCCUUGUAGAUAAGGAAAAAAAACUUUUCAUUCAGUGGAUGAUAGUUUCUUGAAAAUUCUAUUCCUCUCCGAAAUUUUGUCCAAAAAGGACCCAACCAAUUGAGCAUUACUUUUUUUGAUUGCGCAAUACAGUAACAUAUAUAGAUAUACAGUUAACUAUUUGGCGUGCAGGGACGCGUUUGUGUGCGGAUUGAAUUUUUUUUGUUUAUCUCCCAAAACUUGGGAAGUGAAGGAAGAUUUUGUUCAUAUCGUUCACAUAUAAUUCUAGCAAUUUAACAUUAAUUUUCUUCCCUUUUUCCCCAAACCAUUGAAGAAUUGUUCCUCCUUUCGUAAAAUCGUGACAAUGUAACCUCACAACGCCCUGUAAUAUUUUUGAGGAUUCCUUUACAUGUCACUGAAGAAGUUCUUUUUAAUUUAAUUAUGAGAUGCAAAAUAGGAAAAUGUAAUGCCACUUGUUUCUAAAAAGAAAGUGUUGCAAUCGUGAAAAGAGUGUGUACAUUCUUUGUGUGAUUUUUUCAAUUUGGAGCAAUGUGAGGCAAGUUCGAAAAAAAUGGAGAGCAUUAAUCAUCACCAGCUGAUGCCUUUUAAAGUCUUUUAUACAGUCAGAAAGUGUCACAAACUGCGCUAAUAAUAUGGUGAUGGCAGGAACCGAGGGCGUGUCAGGGCCAGCGAAAGAUGAACCGCUGUCUAGCAGGCUACAGUGGCUUCGUCAACGCCGAGAGGCUCUUCAAGACAAGCUCGCACAGAAAAAUACUGAGUUAAAAACCCUAUGCAUCGAAGAAGCUGAGCUUACUGGAGUCCUGCCACCCGAAAUUCCUCUCGAACCUGGACAAAGUCCUCCAAUCUUUCGUAAAAGAGCGGGAACUUCCAUCAACUAUCCUCAGAAUCUUAUCAAUAAACUGAAGACUAAUGAAGCUGAGGAGUCUGCUCUCGAAUUGGAACGUCAAGUCCAGGUUGGAAUAAAAGAAGCUGCCCUCACGAUAAUAAAUGAUUCCACGGAGAGCAAAGCUGUACGGCGAAAGCACCGAUUGGUUUACCAACAAAGUAAACAGAGGCUCCAGGAAAUAGACGCUUGUUUAAAUUUCAUAAGGCACAGUCAUGGCUCAACCAUUCGACACACCCAAGUUGCUCAACCUUUGCAAAAUUCGCAAAUGCUCAUGCAAAAUUCAAAACACAGAACGAAGAAGCCCCGACCUCCCCUUGAUAAUUGCGGCCGGGGGGAAAGAGGUGCAAAGCUGGAUGCAAGAAGUUUGCAGGACCAGGGCGGUAUAAGUUUGAGUCCUUUGGGUCCAGAACACAACUACAAUCUCUAUUCCAGCGAAUUUCAAGACCUGGAUAGUCAUCAGUACAUUCAACCCGGUACCAGCAAUCCAAAUCACAAUCGUACUAAUUACAUCGCUGCGAGUCCGGUCGAUCCUCGACGAGCUAACAAUAAACUCAUCGAUCACGAUUCAAACAUCAACAAUAAUGUUUACAUCCUGCCGGACCAACAGCGUGCUCGCACCUACUCUCAAGGCGCUCAUAGCGCGAGUCUCCGAAGACAGGGAGGACUCUAUCCAGAUUCCGAGCGACCCUAUCGCCCCGUUCCGAAUACUUACACCGAGGAGGAGCGACACUAUCGACAGUUGCAGCUUCAGAAACAGGAUUUGCAGAGUCCCACCUAUCCGGAGUACAGGUAUUUGGAUAAUAAUGACGCUCAGCGUCGUAUGGCUCCAACCCAGUAUUAUGAGACUGAAUAUUCUUCGUCGCGAUACGAGCAAACGGCUGAUUAUCAGUACGGAAAAGCACCGCUGCGACACCGGCGAGAGAGAGAUCAAACGUCAGUGGUGGGUUCAAUUGAUAGGAGACAUCACUCGGCUCUUCAGCCAAACAUGGAUUCUUAUCUGCCACCGGGUCAUUGGAUGAGACUCGAUGAUGAGAUUGUCUGGUGUCCGGAUGAGCAACCUGCUGACAGAUUUGGAAGCCUCGAUCGGAGAAAGCACAGCACUUUGCAGUAUCCUAAUGCGGAGAUUCAAUCACGGUAUCAUACGGUUGCUUCUGGAUCGAAGAAUAUACCGAUUCUUCCACGCCAACAUCCUGUACAGGUUCCAGUAAGUCCAACAGAACACACACCAUCAAACCGUAUUCUUUUGCGGACCCAGUCAUUAGGCAGUGUUGAAACCUGGCACCAGGGUCACGAUUUAAGCGACAGAGAUCAAACCGACCUGAAUCGCAAAGGUAAAGAAAAGGAGUGGUACGAAACUGCUCUCGAUUCUGGCUGCAGUCCCAGUACAGUUUCAGUUUCCGGAUCUUUUGCCCCAACUCUCACUCGAAAAUCAUCGCAAAAUAAUCCCCCACCACCACCGCCUCCGAUACCAAUUCCGAUCCGAGAACCGGUCAAAGUUGAGCCGACGAUAAACCGCCGACCGAGGGAUUUGCCUCUGGAGGAGCCUCAGUGUCUCCCGAUAUCUCCGAAUAUUUACCAUGAACGGCCGAAAGUACUCGAAAUUCCCGCCGAAUCGAAUCCAUCCCAGGAGAAUGGAAAUGACCCCCUUAUGAGCUUUAAUUCACCCACGAAUCAUACAGUGGUUCAGCAGGGAAAGUAUCAACCUUAUCGGGAAGUUACGAAACCUUUUGAGAUGUCCGAUUUUUACAAAUACUCGACCAAGUACCGUAAGAGGAACGAAGCCGCUUCCGGUGUGAGUCCGAGUAGCGUCAUUGAGACUAUUACGAGCCAUAAUCCUGUCAAUGAUCAACGCAGGGUUAGUCCAGUACAAACGAAUAAUUAUCAGCCUUCACAGAGAAAACCUCAACCCUACGUUUUGAGGAUCUAGUAGUUACAAGAUGAUUUUUCCAGUGCCUUUGUGCGGUAAGAAUUAUUACUGGGAGCCAAAGACUCGGUAUCAAGCACUGUUUUAUGAUAUUUAUUGAGACUCAAACAAGAUAAUUUAUAUACUCUAUCUACUUGAAGCUUAUUAAAUUUAGAAAUUUAGAGCGUAUUUUUUACACUGCGUCUUUACUUAUUGUGUUCUACAUUAUUACGAAGAAAUUUGUUAUUAUAUCAUCAUAAGUGCCUGCCUUGCGCCCUAUUGUAUAUGAAAGUGCCUUCUACGAGAAUUAUAAACUAAGAAAAAAAGAAAAUGAAUUAGACCUUUUAACA